AAACACUUAAAUGAUGAUCGGUCGGCCAUCUGCUGAUGUUGCAGCCGAAGCCACGUCAUAUUUUGUAUGCUUUGUGACUUAGGUGUGUGAAGUAUUUCUCGAUUCUCUUAUAAAAAUUACUUUUCAGCAACCGAAAAGAUGAACAUAUUUCGACUCUUAGGUGACUUAUCACAUCUCGUUGCAAUUAUCAUUCUCCUUCUCAAAAUAUGGAAAACACGAAGCUGUGCCGGUAUAAGUGGCAAGUCGCAAAUUUUAUUUGCGAUUGUAUAUACAACACGUUAUCUAGAUUUGUUAACAACAUACGUGUCAGCAUACAAUACGUUUAUGAAGAUCAUUUUUAUUGCAACUUCUUAUGUUACAGUUUUUUUAAUGUAUGUGAAAUUUAAAGCUACAUAUGAUCAUAAUCAUGAUACAUUUAGAAUUGAAUUUUUAAUCCUACCUACAUCGGUGUUGGCAUUAUUAAUCAACAAUGAAUUCACAAUUGUAGAAGUUCUAUGGACAUUUAGCAUUUAUUUGGAGUCUGUAGCAAUAUUGCCACAAUUAUUUUUGGUAUCAAAAACAGGAGAAGCAGAAAGUAUUACCAGUCACUAUCUUUUCGCUUUGGGGUCUUAUAGAGGCCUGUAUUUGUUAAACUGGGUGUAUCGUUAUUAUGCAGAAGAUCAUUAUGAUCUAAUUGCUAUAGUUGCUGGUUUAGUACAAACAAUUCUUUAUUGCGACUUUUUCUACCUCUAUAUUACCAAAGUAUUGAAAGGCAAGAAGUUACAACUACCUGCUUAGCUGCAUAGAAGUAUUAUCAUUUGGAAAAUUAUAUAUUGCUCAAACGAGCGGUAUUAUCAUUAAUUGAAUUUAUAUAAAUUUUGGCAAUAUUUAAAAAUCGAGGAAUGUUCAUGUACAAAGUAUACAUUUUAUUAAUUGUAAAGCAUUCCAUUUUUCUUUACGUUCAACAUCAGAAACAUCCAUGUAUAAUUUCUCAUUUAUAUCCCACAUGGCAACAUUAUUUUAGACUGUUAUCCUCAUUGAUUCUCAGCAUAUUACGUCUUUAUAUAAUACAUAAUAAGUAUGUAUUACUAUGAUAACUAUAUCAUUCAUUUAAUUAAAAUAUACAUAAAAUACAAAAUAAUUGGAAAU
Bombus impatiens (common eastern bumble bee) is the source of this 1128-nucleotide messenger RNA. RefSeq names its product ER lumen protein-retaining receptor (gene KdelR). Lineage: Eukaryota; Metazoa; Arthropoda; Insecta; Hymenoptera; Apidae. Gene Ontology annotation, biological process: protein retention in ER lumen; endoplasmic reticulum to Golgi vesicle-mediated transport. Gene Ontology annotation, cellular component: endoplasmic reticulum; cis-Golgi network; membrane. Gene Ontology annotation, molecular function: ER lumen protein retrieval receptor activity. The transcript has 3 exons. Bases 139 to 777 code for a protein of 212 amino acids. The record is from RefSeq and is a predicted model, not a curated record.